This is a messenger RNA of Rhododendron vialii, 1229 nucleotides long. Its product is annotated as superoxide dismutase [Fe] 3, chloroplastic. The record is from RefSeq and is a predicted model, not a curated record. The transcript is spliced from 9 exons. Gene Ontology annotation, cellular component: chloroplast nucleoid. Gene Ontology annotation, molecular function: metal ion binding; superoxide dismutase activity. NCBI's taxonomy places the organism in Eukaryota, Viridiplantae, Streptophyta, Magnoliopsida, Ericales, Ericaceae. Gene Ontology annotation, biological process: superoxide metabolic process. The coding region runs from base 210 to 1010 and encodes 266 amino acids.
AUUUUUCCCCGUUCUCUCUCAGACUCUCUCUCUCUCUCACUUGGCUGAGCGGGAAAACCUAACAGGACCAACACCAACAGGUUACUAAAAGAAGUUUAGAGAGAGAAACCAGCGUGAAAGACAAGCAAAAAGCAAUACCGUGGGGAAGAUAAACAAGCUGCUUCAGCCUUAGUACACAGGAUUGUGAAAUUUACGUAUACUAGCAAGAAAUGGGGUGGUCGUCUUCGUCUUGUACAAAUCUUUUCCCUGCAAGUGCAAGCUCUCAUCUUCUUGCUGUUACGGACGUGUCCAAGCUGAUGAAAAGUCCCAGGCUUCUAUUUCGGUGUCAGAAGCAGAAACAAUGUACACCAAGAGUUCUUGCCUACUAUGGUCUGCAGAAACCACCUUAUAAACUUGAUGCAUUAGAACCGUAUAUGAGCCAAAGGACACUUGAGGUGCACUGGGGAGAGCAUCACCGUGGUUAUUUGGAAGGUCUUAACAAACAACUUGCAAAGAGCGACAUACUGUAUGGGUACACUUUGGAUGAACUUGUCAAAGCAACGUAUAACAAUGGCAAUCCCUUACCAGAAUUUAACAAUGCUGCCCAGGUUUGGAAUCAUGACUUCUUUUGGGAAUCUAUGCAACCAGGAGGUGGGAAUAUGCCAAUAUUGGGUCUUCUUGGGCAGAUUGAAAAGGAUUUUGGUUCAUUUACUAAUUUCAAGGAAAAGUUCAUAGAAGCAGCUCUCACUCUAUUUGGCUCCGGCUGGGUUUGGCUGGUCGUGAAGAGAAACGAGAAGCGACUUGAAGUUGUAAAAACAACAAAUGCAUUCAGCCCCCUUGUGUGGAACGACAUCCCCCUUGUCUGUUUGGAUAUGUGGGAGCAUGCCUAUUAUUUGGAUUAUAAGAGCGACAAAGGGGAGUACGUAAAUGCCUUUAUGAACCACCUUGUGUCUUGGAAUGCAGUGUUGGGACGACUGGCCCGUGCACAGAUCUUUGUGAAUUUAGGCGAACCUAAUAUUCCUGUUGCUUGAAAUGCUUCUCUCUUUCCCGUCUUGCGCAAGUUAUAACUGAGUGGGAGUUUACGAAACAGAGAGAACACUGAACCCCCUGGUACCUAGUUUAGGAACCAUAUUAGGACUAGGUAAGCCUAUUGUAAUAUGGCUGCCAAUGAAUAGAUAAUACAUGAGUAAUAUCAUUGUAUUUCCAUUUCUUAACCGUGCAAGGUGGAAUUGUGCCAGCUGCUUUCUUUA